Penicillium coprophilum is the source of this 303-nucleotide messenger RNA. RefSeq lists its product as uncharacterized. NCBI's taxonomy places the organism in Eukaryota, Fungi, Ascomycota, Eurotiomycetes, Eurotiales, Aspergillaceae. The record is from RefSeq and is a predicted model, not a curated record. The transcript has 2 exons. The coding region runs from base 1 to 303 and encodes 100 amino acids.
AUGCUCUCCAAUGUUGCGGGAAUUGAUGUUAGAUUGUCAAUAUACGUAGUUAAAUCGACGAACUGGCGACUGAGUUUUCUAGCACUAUUAUUUUCAGAAUAUUGGUUGGCCUCUUCUGUCAGUCUUUCUUGUAUUCUGUGUCCUGUUUGUUCUCGGUCUCAGUUUUCCUCGUCAGUCUCAGCGAACCUACCUACACAUCAGGUUCUCCAUGUUGCUGACGGCCUGUACAGAAAUAUGGAUGGCUACAGUGAUGGACCCGCGCCAUUGGGCAGCAUCCCAAUGAGCACGUUUAUCAUCGGCUAG